GCGACGAUAUGUGUCUCGAAUUAUUGGUAUCCGGUUGUCUGGUCAAAGUCGGCCUUUGCCAAUGUGGGAUGCUGUGAGCUUUCCGAAGCUGGCCGGGCCGGUCGGACGUGUCACGGUGACCAUUUAGAGAAAACAAAGGGCGCAGUAUACCAUCGAGUACUGGGCCGCAUCCCGCACACUUGGGCCUAAUCCAGCGACAUAAAUACAUCUGCAUUCCAUACCAACAAAUCGCCUCUCAAAUUCAAUUUAACACACAUUCAAUAUGUCUUCAACAAUUCCCUGGACACAAAUCAAAGCCUUGAGCUUUGACAUCUACGGAACUCUCAUCGAUUGGGAAUCGGGUAUAGCUCAAGCAGCACGAAACACCGCUCUGGCACCGUAUCUCCCAAAGGAUCACAAAGAGCUCAUGCUUUCGAUCGAGAAACACGAUACCACGGUCCAGAAAGAACAACCAACAAGUAAACAACAAGAUAUCAUUGCCGAAGGUCUUCGAAGAUAUGCCAAAGAGCUCAAGGUCGUGGAGAAUGGCCACCUUCAACAGAACCAGGUCGACCAAGCAGCGAAAGAAUAUGGUUCCCAGAUUGGAUCCUAUCCUGCUUUUACUGAUACUGUGAAAGCGAUACAGUCUCUCGGCAAACGGUACAAGCUCAUCCCAUUGUCGAACGUAGACCUCGCUUCUUUCCAGCAGACACUCUCGGGGCCUCUAAAGGGUUGCCAAUUCGACAAAGUAUACACCGCUGAGGAUAUUGGUUCCUACAAACCGGAUUUGAAGAACUUCCACUAUCUGUUGGAGCACGUCAAAUCGGACUUCGGUGUUGAAAAAGCAGAGCUUUGCCAUGUUGCGCAGUCGCUUUUCCACGAUCAUGGUCCAGCAAAGCAAGUGGAGCUGCAGAGCGUGUGGGUAGAUCGUGGUGGCGCGAUGGGCGGCGACCCCAGCGGUGCUUCUGAGAAGUAUGGCUUCAAGCUCCGAGUCGAAACUCUCCAAGAGUUGGCGGACACUGUUGAGGAUGCUUGGAGAAAAGUUUAG
Cercospora beticola is the source of this 1027-nucleotide messenger RNA. RefSeq lists its product as uncharacterized. The record is from RefSeq and is a predicted model, not a curated record. Lineage: Eukaryota; Fungi; Ascomycota; Dothideomycetes; Mycosphaerellales; Mycosphaerellaceae.